AUGAGUGGAAUAUCAAAAUUACUUAAUGAUAUCAUUAAAACUAGCAUAGUAAUUUAAUAAUUUACAAUGAAACUACCCAACUUAAUUUAAAUAAUUUUUGGAUUACUUGCUUAACUUUAGAUGAUAAGUUAUUUAGAAUAACCUUGUUUUUCAACUUAAAAAUCUUUUACCAUAAUUUUACAUUUUACAAGACCUCACAUAUAUAUUUAUACUUUAGGAAAUUAUGAAAUUUACUUUAUAGCUUUAUUUAUUUUAAUUCAAAUAGUAAUUAUAAUAUGGGUAUAUUAUUGCAUUGCUUUUAACACAUCAGAAUAGAAAAAUAUAAUCAAUGAAAUAUCAUUUGGUCAAAUGAACUCUAAUAAAACUCAAAUAAUUAUUUCAAUCAUUUCAUUCUUUUUAUUUCUCAAUAAAGCCUAUUUAGGCCAUAAUAUAAUCGAAUUUUGUAUGUUGCUACUUACUUAGAAAGAAUAGAGUUCAGUUAUAUUAAUUAUAAUUAGCAUUCUACUAAUUCUUUAAAUAAGUAUCAUAUUAUUUAUAUAGUGGUAAUUCUUAAAUAGAAGCAUUAAAUUUAUACCAAAAUUAUAGUAUUUAACUAUCAACCAAUCAUAUACAAACAUAAUAAAUUUAUACUUAAAAUUACUUUAAUUAAUAAAUUAUGCUUUCUUAGAGAAUACCGAAGCUGCUAAAAUUGCUUAAGCAAUAUUAAUUAUCAUAAAUUUUAUGCAUAAAUUUUGGUAAAUCAGAUUUAACAAUAUUUAUAUGAGAAAUUCAUAUUUAUUUGUAAUAAUUAUAAUAGGUAGUCUUGGAUCAUUAAUGGCAUUUUUAUAAUUAUUGGAGUGUAUUUUUACUCAAUUUACAAUUAGAUUAUGGAUUCCAUUAGCUCCAAUUAGUCUAUUUAUUAUAAAAAAUCUAUUAGAUAGAAAUCUUCAUGAAAUGAUUAUUAAUAAAAAUUUUGAUGAAUUGAAAAUUAGUGAAUUGUAAUACGUUUCAUGUAUUAUUUAUAAUGGAAUAGAUACUAAAAAUUUCUACAAUUAAAUCUUUCUUUUUUAAUAUAUUUAAAAUUUUUAUUAGAAAAAUGAGAUUUCUUUUUCAUAUGAGUAGUUGUUAUCUCAAAAAUUUUAUGAUAUGAUUAGAUUGCAUAUGCUAUAGUAAGUAUUGAAAUAGUUAGAAAAACUAUCAGAUAAAAUUAGAAAUCCUUUUUAUUUAGUUUAAAUUUACAUUAAUUAUGUUUAAACAUUAAUUAUUCUUGAUAAAUAUGUUGACGCAUAACAUAUUAUUGAGUAGUUAUUUAGAUAUAAAAGCAAUAUUGCUUCAUUUAUGACUUCAAGGACAUGUAAAUUAACAAUAAGAGUUGAACUUAGCAAAUCAUAAUAAACAUUUUUAAAAAUAUUAGAAUAUAAAAUAAUAUCAAUGAUGUAAACUAAAAUGAUACAGUAAAUAUCUAAAUCAAAGUCGAAUUAAUAAACUAUUUCUAUGGCAAUGCGAUAAUUAUGUAUUAUAAAUUCAAAUACUCUUGAUGUAUAAUCAAUGUUUAUCAAUGUCUUAAAUUUAAAGAUAGAAUUUUUUAAAAUUAUAAUAAACGACAAAUUUCAGUCGAGUUAAUUUAAUUGUAAGGUACAAAAGAUUCUAAGUGAAAUAAAUAAUUUUCUUAGUAAAUUGAAACAAAAUUAUGAACUGUUUCCAAGUAUAUAUAAUAUAUACCUAUAUAGCAAUAUCAAAUUAGAGUGUUUUAAUAAUAUAUUAAGUUGAAAUUUUGAAUAAUAUUUUAGAUGCAUAUAAUUUAAGUUAGACAAUAGCAUUAGAUGAAGAUAUAAUAUUAAAACAUAAUUAAUCUGAAUUAUUCAAUUUUUUUAAUUAAAGUUUUAAUUAUAUCUUAUUUAAGAUAAUAGAUGUAUAGAAUAUUAUAAUUGAAUAUCAUUCAAUAACAUAGGGUUAAAAUUUUUAAAUUAAAGAAGGUGAUUAAUUAUAAUCUUUAAUACCAGUGUCACUCAUAAAAUAGCAUUAAAUUUUAGUUGAAAACUUUUUGGAAACAGGAUAAAAUAGAUUUUUUUAAUAAAUUGAUGAAACUUACAUUAAGAUUCGAUAAGGCAUUAUAUAACCAAUAGAUAUUUGUAUGGAUUUGAAUCAUAAGAAUUCAUAAAAUAUUGAGAUUACAACAGUGUAUAGAUUACCUUAAAGUGAUAAACAUAUGAUAUUUGUAGAUUCUAAUUUUCGACUUUAAGAAAUUAGUCAUAAUUUGUUUUAUAGUGGUUUAAAUUUAUCUGAAAACUAUUUAGAUCAUAUUAUUGGUAUUCAUAUUAAUAAAGUAAUACCUUAAUUUAAGAAAUAUAUAGAUGAUAACAAUUAUGAUAUCAAGAUCUGUCCAAUUAAUUUUAUAAAUUGUUAAGAAGAAACUGAUUAAAAAGGAAAAAUAAAAACUUAUAAUUGUCUUGAUGAAAUUGAAAAUAUUUCAUUAUACUCAUGUCAUUUAUUGAUUUAAAAAAGAUAUUUUUAAGAAAAUUAAUAUAUUUUUGUAUUAAGAAUAGAUAAUCUAAAAUUAGAUAAAGUUAAUUCAUGUACACAAUUUAGAUUCUUGUAAACUUCUGAACCUAUUUAAGAUAUUGAUGAAUAAAUAGAAAUCAAUUUACCUGAUCCAGAGGAAGAAUUUUAAAAAUAAUAAAUGGUAUUGAAUACUGAACGUUAAGAAGAAUUAUAAAUAGAUUUAUUAUAAGACAAUAAUGAUUUCUAAUUUAUUCCAGAGAGAAAGUAAACUGAAACUUCCUUUCCUCGGUUUAGCAAUAAAAUCAACAGAAAAUUGGAAGAUUUUACAAAUCUAUCGAGCAUUGCUAAAAUAAAGAGAUCACCUUACUAUUAAAAAUUUAAAUAAGUUUCCUUUAUCCUGAAUUCCAAGAAUCAAUCCAAGAAUUGGAUAGCAUUUAAUAUUCUUUAUUUAAUUUAUAUUCUCGUAAUAAUAAUUUCUUCAAUAACUAUCUUAAAUCAAACCUAUUAUUUUAAAAAAUUGAUAUCUCAUUUAGAUUUACUUUCCAUCAAGAAUGAAGUUUAUUAACCAAUUAACUCUUUUUUAGUCACAAGGUACACAAUUGUAACUUAUAAUUAAUUACUCAACCUAUAAGCAAUAGAUGAAAUAGAACAUAUAAAAUUAACUUAAUUUCCAAAAUCAAAUUUAUUAUCAGGAUAUGACCUUUUAAAAAAGAGUAUUACUAAAGUAUUAUAUAUACCUGAAUUUUAACCAUUUUUAGAAGAGAAUUAUUUAACACUAUCUUUAUAUGUAAAAAAUAACACUGGAGUAAAUUAUAAUUUAAGCUUUCGAGAAUCAAUACAUUUGCUUUUAAAUUAUUAAUAUGAAUAUAAAUUGGCAUAUACUGUUAAACCAUUACAAACAGAUGGACCUUAUUCUUAUUACUCUUACAAGAAUUUUCUAACAUUAUAUAAAAAGUUUGUGGAUCUUGAAUAAUAUACUUUAGAAUAAACAUUAGUUUAUUCAAAUGAAUAGAUAAAUAUCAUUAGACUUUAUGUUAUAUUAUUUGGAGUUAUCUCAUUUGUUUUGAUUAUGAUAAAAAUAUACAAUUUAAAGUAAAUUCGAAAUAACAAAAAUAAAAUUUUGACUACAUUAAAAAAUCAAGAUUUACAUCAGGUUGAAUUAGAAAUACUAAGAUUGAAAUAGAUAACUUUGAAAAUGUAAAAUAAUAGAUAAAUAAUCUAUGGAUAUUCUAUAGAUUUAGAUAAUAUUGACAAAUCAUUAAAAAAAAAAUAAUCGAAUUUUAAAUAGCAUUAAAUAAACAAUAAAAAAUAGAUGAAUUUAAAUAUAUUUAGAUAAUCAUUUAUUAUUCUAUUGCAUUAUUUACUUUAUUUUUCAUUAAGUUUAAGCUUUUAUUUGGUUACAUAUAACGAGAUAACAUAUUAUUAGAAUGUAGCAAAAUUUUAUUAAAAAAUUUCAGAUGCUAGUGUAAAUGUUUUGGUAUUGUAUGCUUGGAAAGAAGCUUUAUAUUUUAAAGCUACAUUUACAUUUUUUACAUCUUCUGAAAUUAAAGAUCUAUAUUUACAUGUGGAAGAGAACUUAGAUGCUUUAAAAGAGUUUAAUUAAAAUUUACUUGAAUUAGAUAAGAUUUAUGAAAUAUUUGGAUCAUCUAAUAAAAUAGUAGAAUAAAUAACUUAAAUUUCAGUUUGUGAUAAUUUAAGCGAAGUAUUAAAAAUUAAAAAUAUUAUUCUAGGAUUAGAAGAAUAAAGCCUAUUAGAUUUGUGAUAAGGUAAUGUAGGGAGUAUUAAAAGGAGGACUUUUAAAUGCAUUAAAUUAUGUGAUCAAUAGUAUUUCUAAUGAAUAUGCAUUAAGUCAUUUUGAUGUUAGAUAAACAUUAGAAAAAUUAGAAUUAGAAGGGUCAACUCUAUUAUCAGAUGUUCUGUCUAAAUUUUCUGAAAUAAUAAAAGAAGAACUUUAAUUCUAAACAAAUGAAUUACAAUAUGUUGUCUAUGUAAAUAAAUAUAAUAAGAUUUAGAUUAUUGUUUCAUUAUAUUUACUAUUUGAAAUUGGAAGUGUAUAUUGUUUAAGAUUGAUAUCAAAAUCAGAAUUAAAUAAAAUGAUUCUUUUAUAAAAGUUCAUAUAUUUAAUUCCAUAAGGGACAUUAUAUUUUGAUGAAUAGUUUUAGAGAGAAAUCAAAAGAUUAAUGUUAAAUGGUUAAAUAAUUUGA
Messenger RNA from Paramecium sonneborni, 4685 nucleotides. The record is from the annotation of a GenBank genome assembly. NCBI's taxonomy places the organism in Eukaryota, Ciliophora, Oligohymenophorea, Peniculida, Parameciidae.